Molecule: messenger RNA, 1686 nt
Organism: Lodderomyces jiufengensis
Lineage: Eukaryota; Fungi; Ascomycota; Pichiomycetes; Serinales; Debaryomycetaceae
Gene: MDS3
Product: Mds3p
Exons: 1
Coding region: 1-1686 (561 amino acids)
Biological process (GO): cell redox homeostasis
Cellular component (GO): mitochondrion; cytosol
Source: RefSeq, a predicted model, not a curated record
AUGAAAGAUAAAGUACAUCAAUUUUCAAUAUCAGAAACAUCAAGUAUUCAUUCACGUCCACUAAGUAAACAACCAACAAGAAAUGCAUCAGUUCCUAUACAUACAACAAUAUCAUUUGAUGAUUAUGUUCAUUAUGCAGCACCAAAAUCUUCAAAUAUAAAAUCACUAUAUCCACCAGCAGCAGUAACUUUAGGUAGAAAUGCAUUUGAUAGAUAUGGAGAUCAAGUAUCUGAUUUUGAAGUUAUUUCAUGUAAUGGAGAUAGAAUUCCUGUAUCAAUGGCAGUAUUAUUAAAAAGGUGGGGUAAAUAUUUUGCAUUGAUUUUAGCAAGAAGUUAUGUAUUAGCUGCUGAAAAUUUUGAAGCUGGACUUUCAAAUAAUUUAAAGGGUGAUUGGACAAAAUUAACAAAUGAUUCAAGUGAGGAUUUAAACAAAAAAUCUUAUGGUGAAGUACCACAUUUUAGAAUUCCAUUUCAAGAAUCAAAAGAAUCCUUGGAUAAACCAACAACUAAUAAAACAGAGAAGAAAAUUACUCAACCUCAAAUAAAUGAAUUACCACCUCAACCACCAGUACCCACUGAGCCAAUACCUGCAGUACCUUCUCAAACUACUUUUAAAAAUACAUCAAGAGCUGGUUCUCAAGAUCAUAAUUCACCUAGAUCAUCUUUAAUGCAUACAUUAUCAGUUUUGAGAAAUAUACCAACUACAGGAAAAUCACCAAGAGAAUCACCUUUUUCAUCUCCAAGAGCUUCAUAUUCUGGUCAAGGUAGUGUCUCAAAUGAAUUAAGAAGUUCACCAUUUCCUAACUUAAGACCUAAUUUUGGAAGUGCAUCAUCAGAUUUAAAACUUUCUUCAAUAGAUUCUGGAGUUGGUAGUUCUGAAAUGAGUGAUUCAACAAGACAUCCAUCAGAAAUUGAUGUCGAUGAUGAAGAGGAUGAAGAAGAGGGAGCUCACGAAGAGGAAGAAGAAAUAGAAUCAGAUACUGAAUCAGACAUUCUUGAUUAUGAAAAAAAGACAUAUCCAAUGGAACCAGCAUUAGUGCCUCGAAAAUUAUAUCUUCCGUUUUCAACAAAUAGUGUGAAAGCAUUUUGUGAAUUUUUUUAUACUGGACAAAUUGGAAGUAAAUGGUCAUUAGCUCCAACAUUAUUAGAUAAUUUUAUGAUUUCAAAAUUUUAUAAAAUUCCAUUACUUUAUGAUUCAAUAUUAGAAAUUUUAAUUACUAUUUUAAAAAGAAAAGAAGAUCAAAUAUUAUCAAAUCUAAGCUCGGAACAAAGAUUGGAAUAUGAAGAAUUCAUAUAUUUUAUAAACAAAGGACAAAUAAAAAAAGAAGAUUUACAAAAAUAUUCAGAUUUAAAUAUUGUUGAAGAUAGAGAAUUUGAUGAAAAUGAUCAAGAACAAAUAAAUUUAGCUUAUCAAGAAAGUGAAGAUUUAUCAGCACCAAAUGUUGGUCCCAGAGUAAGAUCUAUUUUUGAUAGAAGUUCAAUAAUAAAUAAAGCUUUACAAGAUGAUGAAAAUGAAGAUAGAAGAAGUAAAUUAAAUUUUAUAACUGUUGAAGAAUUGGUUGAUCCAAAUUCUAUUAAUAGUAUUAAUGAUAUUGUAAUUGAAGCUAUAUUAGAUGCUGCUAUAUUGGUUAAUGAAUUGAAAUUAGUUAUUAGGAUUAAUAAGCUAUAUAAUUUAGUUAAAAGUUAA